Messenger RNA from Salvelinus namaycush (lake trout), 1911 nucleotides. Its product is annotated as CREB-regulated transcription coactivator 1-like. The transcript has 13 exons. The coding region runs from base 9 to 1727 and encodes 572 amino acids. Gene Ontology annotation, molecular function: cAMP response element binding protein binding. Gene Ontology annotation, biological process: protein homotetramerization; positive regulation of transcription by RNA polymerase II. Gene Ontology annotation, cellular component: cytoplasm; nucleus. NCBI's taxonomy places the organism in Eukaryota, Metazoa, Chordata, Actinopteri, Salmoniformes, Salmonidae. The record is from RefSeq and is a predicted model, not a curated record.
AGCAAAAGAUGGCGAGCUCAAACAAUCCACGUAAAUUUAGCGAGAAAAUCGCUUUACAUAAUCAGAAACAGGCGGAGGAGACUGCGGCUUUCGAAGAAGUGAUGAAAGACCUAAACAUCACUAGAGCUGCACGGUUGCAGUUACAGAAGACCCAGUAUUUGCAACUAGGGCAGAAUCGUGGACAGUACUAUGGAGGCUCACUGCCCAAUGUCAAUCAGAUUGGAAAUAGCAACAUUGACCUGCCUUUUCAGAAUUCCGCUUUGGACACCAGUCGGUCGACCAGGCAUCACGGGCUGGUGGACCGUGUUUACCGCGAUCGGAACCGUAUAACCUCGCCCCAUCGCCGGCCCCUCUCUGUGGACAAACAUGGCCGCCAGAUUGACAGCUGCCCCUAUAGCUCCGUGUACCUCUCACCCCCACCGGAUACCAGUUGGAGGAGGACAAACUCUGACUCAGCACUACACCAGAACACCAUGAACCCUGUGCCCCAGGAUGUGUUUGCAGGGGGAUCACAAGAGCUACAGCCUAAACGAGUGCUGCUGCUUACAGUGCCUGGGACUGAGGAGUCUGAAUCAGAUGCAGACAAGGAUACACAAUGGGAUAACAAAAAGAAUGACUCAUCAAGAACCAAGUCCUGCGAAGUCCCUGGGAUCAAUAUAUUUCCAUCACCAGAUCAGGAAGUGAACACGUCAUUGAUCCCGGCCACGCUCAAUACGGGAGGCUCCCUGCCUGAUCUGACCAACAUCCAGUUCCCCCCACCGCUGCCCACUCCGCUGGAUCCAGACGACACUGUGGCGUUUCCUUCCCUUAGCUCAUCCAACAGCACAGGCAACCUGACCACCAACCUCACCCACCUCGGCAUCAGUGCUGCCAGCCACGGGAUCACUACCACCUCUCAGCCUACCAUGACUGUGGCGGCCCAGCGUAGGCAGCCCACCCUGAUCCCCCUAACCCUCAACGCAGACCCCCAGCCACAGCAGUCCCCGCAGCAGCUCUCCCCCACGCUGUCGCCUCCUCUCAACAUCCAGGCAGUGGCGAUGGAGGCCUUGACUCUGGAGCAGCAGCUAUCCCAGUAUGCUUUCUUUAGCCAGCUGACAGUGCAGGCCCAGGCUCAAGUGCUCAAUGACCUGCAGCAGCAGGCCCUGCCCCAGGGCAUCAGGCUGAUCACCCUGGCCACCACCACUGCCCCAACAGCCACCCAGUCCUCCCCGGACAGCCAGAUCCAGACGCCCGCAAGCAUCAACGUCAACUCGCACAUUCCGGUGGUGGGCAGUAUAUUUGGGGAUUCGUUCUACGAUCCGCAGCUAGCAUCUCGGCAGACCAAUGCUCUCUCCCACCAGCUCGAGCAGUUCAAUAUGAUUGAAAACCCCAUCAGCUCCAAUAGCCUAUACAGCCAGUGCUCCACCCUCAACUACACACAAGCAGCCAUGAUGGGCCUUACAGGGAGCAGCCUGCAUGACUCCCAGCAGUUGGGCUACAGUAACCAUGGCAACAUCCCUAACAUCAUUCUCACAGUCACAGGUGAGUCUCCACCCAGCCUCUCUAAGGAGUUAACCAACUCACUGGCUGGUGUUGGAGAUGUCAGCUUCGACGCGGACUCUCCCUUCCCAUUGGACGAGCUGAAGAUCGACCCUCUCACACUGGAUGGACUGCACAUGCUCAAUGACCCCGACAUGGUUCUGGCUGACCCUGCCACUGAGGACACGUUCAGGAUGGACAGGUUGUAAUGCAGAAUACUGGCUGUGGCCAACAAAAAAAUAACCCUGGUAAGAAAGGGAAACGAGGCAUGGUGGGGGUGAAUCAUCUCCCCAGUUUCAUGGCCAUUCAGCUAUCUGAUCUCACCCUCAAGUCCUUUCAAAUAAUAUGCCAUCAAAAACCAUUGUAGAGAAGGACAUGCAAUGACUUGUUGGG